UGGCGGCUGAUCUGGGUCCGCACCUUUUCCGGUAACACAGCACCGCCACAGCUCGACUGAACGGCUGCAGAGAGAGAGAGAGAGGGAGGAAGAGAGACGGAGAGCGGCAAGAGAGGGGAGGAACGGCCCGGGGACUGGGGGACGAUUGCCGUAGACGUAGGGGGAAGAGAAGAAAGUCGGAUGAAUCAAUGACCUUUUGAGCGCUCUUCCACUGGAUGUCCCGGUGCAGAAACGGACCGGAGAGCUUAUACUUUAGUGUGUGUUUAUAAGAAAAACGCUGUGCUGUGAAAUUCAUCGACGGGAACUGGCUACGGGCAAGUGUGGACAGCCGGCUGCCAAGGAGGAAGUGGGAACCCCGGGCUUGGACUGGGCCUGAUUUAUAUAGAAGGCUUUUUUGUAGAAAGCUACAUCAGCUCAACUGAGAGCAGCUGGAUUUUGAAGGAGAAAUAAGACUUGAAAUGUGGGGUUCGAAGAAAGUCUUCGCUCAACGGCUAGUUUGAAACAAGGGGAUGUAAUUUUUUCUUCUUACAUCGGAGGGCAGUGGAUCAUGAAAAUAUAUCCCCACCCAAUUCUACGAGGGCUCCAUACAUACUGCUCCCACUGAAUGCUCAAAGCCGCCAGCUCAGGUCAGAUCAUCAUAGUCCAGCUAAUUGUACCACUCUGUUAACCAACUGUACAAACUUGAAACUCGCCGCCUUUUGAACAUUGACACUUGUGUCAGCCCACCGCUGCCAUCACGUGGAGGGCUCCCAGCACACAGUGAAACUGUAACUUCUCAGUUGUAUUAACAGCUUUUUUCUCUCUCUCAUUAGAGAAGUAAUUUUUCUUUUCUUCAAACAAAGUAUUUAUGCACAGCAAACAAGAUGGGGAAAAUGCUGUCAAAAAUCUUUGGCAACAAGGAGAUGAGAAUAUUGAUGCUCGGACUUGAUGCAGCUGGUAAAACUACCAUCUUGUACAAGCUGAAGCUGGGACAGUCAGUCACCACCAUCCCCACCGUUGGUUUCAACGUGGAGACUGUCACCUAUAAGAAUGUGAAGUUCAACGUGUGGGAUGUGGGGGGACAGGACAAGAUCAGGCCGCUUUGGAGACAUUACUACACAGGCACCCAGGGCCUCAUUUUCGUGGUGGACUGUGCCGACAGGGACAGGAUCGAUGAGGCGAGGCAGGAGCUCCACCGAAUCAUCAACGACCGGGAGAUGAGGGACGCCAUCAUCCUGAUCUUCGCCAAUAAACAAGACCUCCCAGAUGCCAUGAAACCCCACGAGAUCCAGGAGAAGCUAGGCCUGACCCGGAUCAGAGAUAGGAAUUGGUACGUUCAGCCCUCGUGUGCGACAACAGGGGAUGGACUAUACGAGGGCCUGACCUGGCUUACCUCGAAUUACAAAUCUUAAUGUUUCUCCCCCCUCACCAGCCUGGACACUUGGAGGCAAAAAAAAGUAGCUGAGAAUGAAAACAUGAGUUAAAAAAUGCAAUCUGAAGCAAUUAAUACCACAACCUCUCUGCUGAGUAUAUGUCAAAGAGAGUAGCAAUUAUAUUUUGUUUUAUUUUUCUUUUUGAUAAUGAUGACUUCACUAUAACCCCAGAUUUCAUUUAAACAAAAGACAAUUGUUUUAUGCCUGGCUUUCUUUUUUUUCUUUUAGUUUGCUUUGGUUCACAUUCUGUAUAAUCAGUACUGUUUAAGUAUACAAUAAGCUUACUUUUUAGCUUUUGCUGCAAAUUCUUCAUUUUCCUCCUUUUGUAUAAUUUCUUUUUAGGGGACUUUGGGACACACACUUCUAGUUUUGCCCCUGCUUAGCUCUCAUUCAGUACCUGUCAUGACCCAGCUACAUAUCCAAAGGGUGGGAAAAGUCCAGAAACCUUCACCUAGCAUCAGCAUAUCACUUUCAUGGCUCAAACUGCCUCUGUAAUGUGUAAGAAUGUGUACAAUGGGUAUGUUAGGACCUCGACAAAAAAAUAACUGUUUUCAUAAUUGAUUGUAAUGGGAUGAAUGAGGAAAUGUGUUAGUACUUAUUUCCGGUGCAGUGAUCACAUCCAUAAUGUCUGCUGUAGCGGUUUGUUUGAAAGACACUAUGUGGACGCUGGAUAUUCACACACACUGUGAUAUGGAUAUAUAUUUUUGUUGUUUCAGGGUCUGAACCUGUUACCACCAGUCUUAUUAUUAUUGUUAUGCCUCUUUUUUCCUCCCAAAGCUUCCAUCACUGUUGAGUAUUUGUAGUUUCAGCUGACUUAGGAAGGGUCACAGGUGCCCCAGAAUCAAGACGGUUACUACGACAAAAGGUAUUCUCAACCGCUGAGUUUGCACUUUGGGAGGGGGGUGGGUUACCGACGAGCUGGCUGUGCACAUUUGAUUUUCUGUGACUGACUUUUAGAACCCAGCAAGUGUUUACGAAAUUCCCAACCCCCCACCACCUCCAAUGUAGGUGCUCCAGUGACUGCCACCCUCCUCUUAUUCUUGUCUCUCUCUAUCUCUCUCUCUUUUUUUUUUUUUAAAAGCCCAUCAUCACCUGCCUGUACACUUAAGGUCCUGCAGACAUCAGCCGCCUGUUAAUAGUUCAUAGAUAACUGCUCUGUUUUGUUUUGUUUUUUUCCCCUUUUUUUUGCUCUGCUAAUGAAAUAAUAAAAAAAUAUAUCCAGA
Xiphias gladius (swordfish) is the source of this 2635-nucleotide messenger RNA. RefSeq names its product ADP-ribosylation factor 6a (gene arf6a). The record is from RefSeq and is a predicted model, not a curated record. Bases 864 to 1391 code for a protein of 175 amino acids. The transcript has 2 exons. Gene Ontology annotation, molecular function: GTPase activity; GTP binding. Gene Ontology annotation, cellular component: cytoplasm. NCBI's taxonomy places the organism in Eukaryota, Metazoa, Chordata, Actinopteri, Istiophoriformes, Xiphiidae. Gene Ontology annotation, biological process: intracellular protein transport; vesicle-mediated transport.